Cucumis melo (muskmelon) is the source of this 1568-nucleotide messenger RNA. RefSeq lists its product as uncharacterized. NCBI's taxonomy places the organism in Eukaryota, Viridiplantae, Streptophyta, Magnoliopsida, Cucurbitales, Cucurbitaceae. The record is from RefSeq and is a predicted model, not a curated record. The transcript has 2 exons. The coding region runs from base 627 to 1349 and encodes 240 amino acids.
UAGAAAUUUGAUCUUAAUCAAAGCUCUUCGAUUACAGUUUGUUUUUAUUUAAAAUACACCUUUUUGUUUUGUCCCUAAAAAAAAUGACAAAAGUAUAAUGUUUUGAUUCAUCAUCCAAUGGGGGGGCAGCUAAAGGUCAGCCACUGAUGAACCAAUUGGGGAAGUUCCCCUCCGAUUCUUCUCCUUCAUUGUCAUGGUUGAAGAUCAUCAACAUUAGGGUUUCGCCAUAAAAACAGUACUCAGCUUCUUUACUUCUUAAAAAAUGGCGUGGAGAAGCAACAUUGAUACUUGUGUCCAAAUAUGAAAUACCUCCACUACUUGUAGUGGAUAGCUUUAUAGAACAGGAUCGAUUUCAUCAUCACUAUUUUAAAACUAAAAUCGUUUUGUACGUUUUUCUUUUCCAAAUUUAAAUAUAGGCGAUUCUUGUUCGAGCUUGCUGGAUCUGAUUCCGUUGUCUGUGAAUUGAGACCUCUUGAUAGGAACUAUUCGAGUUCCUUUUUCUGCAAGGCUCUGCUUUGUCUUUCCUUUGUCUUUCCUUUGCUUCAAUCUCAGUCUAUUCUAUUCGGCGUCCUUUAGGUUCCAUCGGGUAUUAGAAGCGAGAAGAGAAAGCUGAGUGUUGAGCUUCAAUGGAGGAGGCUGCUAUUGACUUUCUUCUGGUUCCUUUAGGUCUCUGUUUGUUGGUGGUCUAUCACUUAUGGUUGGUUCUUACCAUUUAUCGGAAUCCCAGACGGACGGUCAUUGGUCUCAACGCCGAGUCUCGCCGCCAAUGGGUGUUUUGCGUGAUGACUGAUCCAUUGAAGAAUGGUGUUUUAGCUGUUCAGACAAUACGAAACAACAUAAUGGCAUCUACGCUUUUAGCAACAACAGCAAUAACUCUCAGUUCGUUAAUUGGUGUUUUUGUGAGCAGCUCAUCUGACAUGAGUAAUGCAAAAUUGCAUCUAAUUUAUGGCAACAAGUCUGCCCUUUGUACUUCAAUCAAGUACUUCUCAAUCUUGUUGUGCUUCCUUGUUGCUUUUCUAUGCAAUGUGCAGUCAAUAAGAUACUAUGCUCAUAUAAGUUUCUUGGCCACUGUUCCUACGUGGAGAGAUCAGAAAGAGUCUAUUCAGUAUGUUGCCAGAAACUUGAAUCGAGGCAGCCACUUCUGGUCCGUUGGAUUGCGAGCAUUUUACUUCUCAUUCCCUCUCUUUCUGUGGAUUUUUGGGCCAAUUCCUAUGUUUGCUUGUUGCUGUAUAAUGUUAUGUAUUCUUUAUUUCUUGGACACAACGACUAGUUUUACACGGCAACUUCACAGCCGAUCACUGAAGGAGGACCAGGAAGUCGAUCUGGAAUCACCUCGUCAGGUGUUGUAAGUACUGUUUGAGUCUCGUAAUACCCUUGAUCUAGGCAGUUCUAUGAAUAUAUAUCUUUCAAUGUUCCAAACCUAUAUCCAACAUAGUCUAAUAUAUAGUCAUUAAAUAUGUUUGCUUCAGCUGAAUUCCUGAUUGCUGAAGACUAUAGAUUAACUUGUCUAUAUAAUGACAACUUUUGACGAAGUGCCAAUAAAUGAAGGGCUGGUUUUAUUCUCCAAA